AGGGGAUAGGAGAGACUCAGAGCUAGGAGAUCUCUUCGUGCUACCAGGUGACCGGCGUCUUUAUGAAGAACUGGGACCCUCUGGAUGAAGAAGGAUCUUGCUCCAUUGACAGAGACUGCGAAGAUGCUUACCGCGUUUGUCAGAAGCUUGAUAUUCCUUUUCACCAGGUUUCCUACGUAAAAGAGUACUGGAAUGAAGUAUUCAGUGACCUCUUAAAAGAGUAUGAAUUGGGAAGGACUCCUAAUCCUGAUAUUGUGUGUAACAAGCACAUCAAAUUCAACUACUUUCUUCAUUAUGCUAUGGAUAACCUUGGGGCAGAUGCAAUUGCUACUGGGCAUUAUGCUAGGACCUCACUAGAGGAUGAGGAAGUGUUUCAGCAGAAACAUAUUAAAAGACCACAAAUGCUUUUCAGAAACCGUUUUGAAGUUAGAAAUACUGUGAAACUCCUUCAAGGGGCUGACCUCUUUAAGGACCAGACCUUCUUCCUAAGCCAAAUCUCGCAGGGUGCUCUGAGGAAAACCAUUUUCCCUUUAGGGGAUUUAACAAAAAGUUUUGUGAAGAAGAUAGCAGCGGAACAUGGCCUUCAUCAUGUCCUAAAGAAAAAAGAGAGUAUGGGAGUCUGUUUCAUUGGUGAAAGAAACUUUGAAAAUUUCCUUCUUGAGUAUUUAGAACCUCAACCAGGUAACUUUGUUUCCAUUGAAGAUAAGAAGGUGAUGGGAACGCACAAAGCUUGGUUCCUCUACACAAUAGGCCAGAGGGCAAGACUAGCAGGCCUGAAGGAUGCUUGGUUUGUUGUAGACAAAGAUGUCAGCACUGGAGAUGUCUUUGUGGCACCAUCAACAGAUCACCCUGCUCUGUACAGAGACCUAUUGCGGACAAACCGAGUGCACUGGAUAGCAGAGGAACCUCCUGCAGAGCUUGUUAGAGAUAAAAUGAUGGAAUGUCAUUUCAGGUUUCGGCACCAGAUGGCACUGGUGCCGUGUGUGCUGACUCUAAACCAAGAUGGGAGUGUGUGGGUGACGUUAGUGAAGCCAGCAAGAGCUAUCACACCUGGGCAGUUUGCAGUGUUCUACAAGGGUGAUGAGUGCUUGGGCAGCGGGAAGAUCAUAAGGAUAGGCCCAUCGGUGUAUACCAUGCAGCAGGGCAAAAACCGAGAGGAAGGUCCAAAGAAGGAAGACAAAAUAGAACCAGCAACGUAGCAUAUGGGUUUGUUUGUUGAAGAAUUUUGGAGAAUUUACUGUCUGAGAAUAAUAAAAACAAUAAUAAACAUUUUUUUUGUUGAUCUGUAUGUUCUAAAUGUCAGUUGACCAUCAAGUCCCAGCUCUUGACUGUUAGCACUGAACAGGUUUAAAACUAAAGCCAGUUUGGUACAAUUUUAUUGGACUAGAUGGUGAUAUUUAUGUUAAUAUGUAUCAAAGGAUGUCUUAAAGUUGUUCUGUAAUAGUAGUUACACAUGCAAGAAUUUUAUUGUAAAAAUCAUGUCUGAAAUCAUAAAUCUAUCUUAUGCAUAAGUGAAAUAAUUCUUUCUCUUACUUAAAGAUACCUAUCCCUAGGUAAAGCAUGUAUGUUGUUUUACAGUAAAUGUAUGUUUGUGCUUUGAACUCUGGAAAAGGAAUGAAUGAUAUUUAAGGUCAGUAUUUUGAAUGAACUCCCAGUAGCAGAUAUUUAUUUUUCAUUUUAUAUAGCUUUAUAAGAGAUGCUUUGGAUUCUUAAGAUGUAUUAAGUAGUGGGUUUAGAUGUUUACAUAAUUCAGAAUUAAAAAUCCAGGGGUUUAAAAAUAGUCUGGAUCAUGAAUUUUUUGACACAACUGACUAAUUUUGUGUUAAGUGCUGAGGGCAGAGGCUGUUUGGUUUGUCUCCUGGAGAAGGGAAUGCAUUGUUAUGCUUCAGAAAAAUGCAAAUUCAUAUGCAUUUCCUUAUUAUGUAGCUAACUUAAUAUAGACCUGAUAAUAACUGGAUCUUGUCAUGUGUCAAAAUAGAGUGGUAUUAGGAAGAGUUGAAUACCCCUGUCCAAAUUGCCUACAUUUAUAAGGAUCGGGUGCGCACUGAGGACACCCUAAGCUUAUAAUAAAACUUUAUUACUACAAGUCAACAAAAAUGAAUUUGUGUCUUUCAGCAUGGUAGUAGAAGGUAAUUGUCCCUGAAGUACAGCUGUGCAGGAGCAGGACUUUACAGAUGGGUGUAGAAUUUUGAGAUUUGCAUCCAAUUUGGGUGGUAGGAAAGUAGUACCAUGAAUAGAUCUUUUCAGCAGAUCUGAAGGCUUAGAUUACAUGUAUAUAAUUUUCUGUUGUCUUAGUAUCUUCUAAUAAUUCCUUUUACUUCUUCUGGUAA
This is a messenger RNA of Athene cunicularia (burrowing owl), 2330 nucleotides long. RefSeq names its product tRNA 5-methylaminomethyl-2-thiouridylate methyltransferase (gene TRMU). Lineage: Eukaryota; Metazoa; Chordata; Aves; Strigiformes; Strigidae. The coding region runs from base 63 to 1199 and encodes 378 amino acids. Gene Ontology annotation, cellular component: mitochondrion. The record is from RefSeq and is a predicted model, not a curated record. The transcript has 11 exons. Gene Ontology annotation, molecular function: sulfurtransferase activity. Gene Ontology annotation, biological process: tRNA wobble position uridine thiolation.